Messenger RNA from Manacus vitellinus (golden-collared manakin), 4047 nucleotides. RefSeq names its product tudor domain containing 7 (gene TDRD7). Lineage: Eukaryota; Metazoa; Chordata; Aves; Passeriformes; Pipridae. The record is from RefSeq and is a predicted model, not a curated record. The transcript has 17 exons. The coding region runs from base 509 to 3796 and encodes 1095 amino acids. Gene Ontology annotation, biological process: lens fiber cell differentiation; lens morphogenesis in camera-type eye; spermatogenesis.
GAUAAAGCAGUCUUUCUAAAGAGCUAAUGGAAUGAAUCCUUAGAUGUGAAUGAAAUGUAAUGACACAAAAGUAAAAGGCAGGUUCCUGCCUCCCACUUUGCGUGGCUGCAGAGAAAGCAUUGACGUGUUGUGGGAGCACCUAAGAAGUGCCACAGAGAACUGGGACAUGUCCGAGGGCUAUGAACCACUGUGAGGUGGCCACCAGUCAGGCCUGGGCAAACGCCCUGUCCUGUGUCCAGAAGAGAUGUGUCCCGUGAGCCAGGCUGAGAAGGCUCCAUGCCAGGGCAGAGCCCAAUGGGAUGGUCAUGCAGAGCGUAUCAGUGGGGCUGGCUGUGGGCAUCCCACGGCCCUACCAGAAGUGGGCAACACAGGCUGCAAAAGCAGAAGGCCAGAACCAAAUCCCAGUGCCAGAGGAACAUGUGCCUGGGGACCUCUUUUGGGUUUUCUCUCUGAAGAGCAUCAGUGGAAUCAAGGCAUUGUGCGCCUGUGGGGGUGGUUAUAGGUGAAGAUGCAGGAGCCAGAACUUGUUGUGAAAGCACUGCGAGCUGUUCUUCAUGCCUUUAAAAAUGGUGUACGUUUGUCAGAGCUUCAGAGUGAAUACAGAUCUCUGACCAAUGAGUUGAUUCCCUUCAGGCACCUAGGAUAUGACACGCUGGAAGGCUACUUGGAGAGUAUCCCAGGAGUGGUCAGAAUGGAAGAGAACAAAAUGGGAGAGGUCGUCUGCCAUGCUGUGAGUUGCAGUGAAACUGUGCGAGUUGCUCAACUGGUGGCCCGACAGAGGAGUUCCAAAAAGAAAACGGUCCGGCAGGUGAACUGUCAGAUGAGGCUGAAGAACACAUCUCCAGUCAGUUUAUCAGGAAAGCCCAAAGGAACUUUGCGACAGCCCCGGUCUUUGAGUGUGCCAGAAGAAGGCAGCAAGAAGCCUGUUUCUCGCCUGCCCCGAGGCAGAGAAGUGGCGUCUGGAGCUGUGAAACCUGUUGUGGACAGUGCCCGGUCUACCUUGCCUUCAACUGCUGGGAGUGGAUCACCUAAAGAAAUCCCCAUGCAGAGGCAUGUCACUGUGGUAAACAGGUCUGAGAAGAGACUGACAGUCCCACCACGGUUUCAGAAAGAGUUGCAAGUUCACCUGUCCAGAAGCUCUUCCACAGAAUCAAAUGAUAACUUAAAUACAUCCACUGCAGAGACACAUACUGUUUCCUCUGGCUCUUCUGCUGCUGAUGUCAAUGAACUUCAGAGUCGCAUUAAGGAGCUUCUGAGCAAGUACAGCAGUGGUGUCAAGGUGUCAAAGAUGCCACAGAUCUAUCGGGAAAUGUUCUGGGAGGAUCUUAGCACAGAAGUGCUCCAUCAGCUUGAGAACUGGCCUCAUGUGUGCACAGUGGAGAAAAUACACAGGGGCGAUCAGAUGGAUGAACACCUUUAUCCUGCAAAGAAAAUACCACCGGCAGCAAAAAGCGAUGCCGAUCAGGAAAAGGCGUCUCAGAAUGUUACGUCUUCAAAAGCAGACCCUUUGUUAAAACCGAAUGUGGAGACCACGUCUGCAUCACUGAGCAGCGACCUAAAGCAGAAAGUUGUUAGCAUCUUGCUGAAAUAUUCCAAUGGUCUUUGGGCUCAUGCACUGCCCAAAGUGUACCAAGACACUUACCAAGCAAAAUUUCCAGAAGACGUUCUCAGUAAUCUAGAGUUGCUCUCAGAUGUGUGUACGGUGGAUUAUGUAUCUGAAGUCCCCAGAAGGGCUAUCCUCUAUGCUAAACCCCAAAGAUGCAUUGAUGAAAACCUGAAUGUCACUGAGAAAGUCCAGAGUCGUGAUGGAGUGAAGGCCACAGCUGAACAGCAGGAUGAAGAAUCCAAGGACCAGUAUCCAGAGAACAUAACUGUUCCUUCUCUAAUCAUUCCGUCGGAAGGAUCUGUGUCCAUCGUGGUGUUAGAACUGAAAAACACUAAUGAGGUCCUAAUUAGGUUUGUGGGCAAAGAUUAUUCUUCUGCCCAGGAACAAAUGGAAGAUGAGAUGAAAGCAUACUAUAGUCAGAAUAGCACAGUGUCAGCAGCUCAGUCUCUGAGUGUUGGGCAGCUUGUUGCAGUACAUGCUGGAGAAGACGCCUGGGUGCGUGCUCGGAUAAUUUCUCUAGAAGACAACAGAAUAAAGGUACGCUAUGUUGAUCAUGGCUUCACUGAGUUUGUUGAAAGCAACAGUGUGUACAAACUACAGAAACAGUUCAGUUCGCUUCCUUUUCAAGCUGUAAAGUGUAAACUGGCAGGACUGGAAGCCUUUUGUGAUGAUCCUGUCCUAAUAAAGACUGUGGAAUCACAGACAUGCUUCAAGAUAUUUGCUGUGGAAAUAUUGGAAAAAAGUGAUAUUCCUCUUCUUGUUCUCUAUGACACGUCUGGAGAAGAUGAUAUCAACAUCAAUGCUACUUGUCUGAAGGCAUUGUAUGACAAGUCCCUUGAACUGCACCUGCAGGUAGAUGCACUAUAUACAAAUGUCAGAGUAACCAGUGUUUUCUCUGAUGGAACCCUGUAUUGCCAAGUGCCAUCCAAAGGCUUGUCUAGACUCUCUGAAAUAUUGCAGAAACUAGAAGACUACUUUGUUUACAAGCAGACUUCCGAGUUAAAUGUGUUGCUGCCUUUCUGUGGCAAAAUCUGCUUGUUUCCUUCUAAAGGAAAAUGGGCACGUGUAGAGAUAAAAAUUAUUCACACUAGACGGGCACUGGAUGUGCAGUUCAUGGAUACUGGAACUGUUGCAACUGUGAAAGUAUCAGAGCUCAGAGAAAUCCCACCACAAUUCCUGAGAGAAGUAAUUGCAAUACCUCCUCAGGCUUUAAAAUGCUGCCUAGCAGAUCUGCCUCCUAACACUGGCAUGUGGACUCCAGAUGCUGUACUGUGGCUGAGAGACACUGUAAUGAAUUGCCCUGAAUUUAGCAUGAAGGUGAUUAAACAGGAUGGUUCAAAGGGAAUUGCACACGUUUACUUAUUCGCUCCAGAGAAUUUCCCAGACAUGGAUCGAAGCAUCAACAGACAGAUCAAAAAUGCAGACUUGUGGAAGCAUCAGAAAGAUGUUUUCUUGAGCGUUACACCCAGUGGGACUAGCUCCACAAAAGUUAUAAGUGACGGUGUUUCAGCUCUGCAGUUAACUAGUGGGAAGCUGGAGAAGAGUUUCUCUGAUUCAGCCAAGGAGCCCAGCAGUGCAGUGUCUGCUGUCGAUAUGCCUCCUCCUCUACCCUUGCCAAAGCCUGGCGAGCUCAUGGAUAUCUAUGUCUCAGUGGCCUGCCAUCCAGGCCACUUCAUUGUCCAGCCUUGGAAUGAGCUAAACAAUCUGUAUGCCCUGAUGGAAGAAAUGAUCUUGUACUACAGCAGGGCAGAAGAGAAAGCUGUGAAUAUUGAAAAAAACAAGCUAUAUGCAGCUAAAAUUGGAGAUGAGUGGUACAGGGUCACAGUAAAAGGAAUUCUUAGGAACGGUUUUCUGUCAGUGUAUGAGCUGGACUAUGGCAAACAUGAGUUUGUCAGCAUUCGGAAAGUACAGCCACUCACAGAUGCAUUUAGAAGACUGCCUUUCCAAGCUAUAACAGCUCAGCUUGCAGGAGUGAAAAACCAGCAGUGGUCAGAAGAGGCAUCAAUAGUGUUUCGGAAUCUUGUAGAGAAGAAACCCUUUGUGGCACAGAUACAGGCAGUUAAUGAAAGCACUAACUCUUGGGAUCGAAAAAUAGUGACUUUUCUCGUGGACACAUCUCUUCCACAUAUUGAUACAUGGAUUCAUGAUUUUGUGUCACAAAGUCUUGUGGAAUUUUCAAAGAGUGAUUAAUCACCACUUCUGAAACGUAGCAGCUUAGUGAUGAAAUAAGUAACAAGCUUUGAAGAGAAAUAUAACUACUACAUGGCCUUGAAGACAUAAUGGGGAUAAAACUGAAAUAUCUGUGUUUGUUUAACAAGUUUGGUUUCUGUUGACUUCAGUUGAUUUUUUGAAAAUUUUCAUGUUGUUUACCAUUGUAAUGCUAGAAUAUUUAGAUUAAAAUAUUUAAGAAGUUAUUUAUCAAUAAAACAAUGUUGAAUUUU